Molecule: messenger RNA, 792 nt
Organism: Talaromyces amestolkiae
Lineage: Eukaryota; Fungi; Ascomycota; Eurotiomycetes; Eurotiales; Trichocomaceae
Exons: 2
Coding region: 1-792 (263 amino acids)
Source: RefSeq, a predicted model, not a curated record
AUGGAGUACAAAGUUGAAGUUGCUCAAGAUGCAGAUAUGGCAGAACUGGUAGCAGUUCUCUUUGACGGCUUCGAACGGCCGUAUCAAGGCAUCUUGCGCAACUUUUUCCCCAUCUUCAACAACGAUCGCGAGGCUUGUUUACUCGCAGGCAUCGAAAGCCAACGAAAGGAGUACAAGAACUCAGAUUCGGAACUCAUCUGGUUGAAGGUCACUUAUCAUGCAAAUGACGAAGACACCAAAGGCACGAUAGUCGGAGGCGCGAAAUGGUAUUUCUAUCAAAGAAACCCAUUUGUUCCAAAGGCAGGCUCGGAUCAUGACCCUACCACUGAGGAGGCUGUUUGGUUUCCAGAAGGACCGGGUAGGACGUUUGCAACAGCGGUUAUGCAUGGCAUUGACAAGCCGAGAAUGACCAUGGCUCAAGGACCUCAUGCUUCUGAUACGCAAGCGCGCAUUUCAAUAGUUCUCAACAUCGCAUUCACUGUGCUCGAGCAUAGGCGAAAAGGAGUCGCCAAUCUCUUCCUGAAUUGGGGACUCAACCGUGCCGACGAACUCGGCCUAGAGGCCUGGCUCGAUGCAUCUGAACAUGGAAAGCCGGUUUACGAGAAGUUGGGAUUUCUUUCGUACAAAUUGAACAAAGUUUCUCCUGUCAUGCCUGCGUCAUAUACUGCGGAUCAGAAGGCGGAGUGGGAGAAACUGGAGAAAGAAAUUCUUCCCGUAGAAGCGAUGGUAAUGUGGCGGCCGGUAAAAGGCACGUUCAUUGAAGGUGAGACAAUUAAGCCAUGGGAUCGAUGA